AAAUUUUUUACUAUAAUUAGACAAAGAAUAAGUUAAAAGAAUUUACAUAGUGUGCAUUAUAUCUAUGUAUCAUUGAACAUACAUUUUAAGGAAUAAUAUUACUUAUAUUAAUUCAAUAUGAUGUAUAAUAUAUAAACUGUUCAUAGUUUAUUAUAUCUCAUAGCAACUAAUUUCAAUUAUCAAUAUCGAACCAAACAACAACAACAACAAAACAAAGGACAAAAAAAGGGGGAGGAUCAUGAUCUUAUCAAUAGCAGAAAAAUAUUGGAAAAAUAUAAUUAUCUUAUCAAAUGUUAUAUUUAUUGUAUACAGUAUUGUGCUUAUUUCAUUAGGUAUAGAUAAAUUGAAUUAUUUAAACAGAUUUACCAUUAUAUUACAUAAUACUAUACCAAUUAUAAUUCCAAUGAUUAUUUCCAGUGGAUUAUUAUGUUUAUUUACUGCAUUCAUUGGUAUAAUUAGUUUAAUAAAACAAAUACAAUAUAUUGCAUUAAUUCAUAUUGGUGGUUUAAUGAUUAGUGCAAUUAUCGAAUUUAGCACAGCAACAAUGUCAGCUAUUUCUAAAGAUCAGUUUUUUAUGAAAGUAAAUUCUUCAUUACAUGAAUCUAUAGUACAUUAUCAUAUGGAUUAUGAUAUUAAAAAUGAAUUUAAUAAUUUACAAAUGAGUCUUGGAUGUUGUGGUGCUUCCUAUUUUCGUGAUUAUUUAAAAAUACAUUCUACAGUACCAUCUUCUUGUAAACCUACAUCAUAUGGAUUUGGUUGUGUUAGAGCAAUCAGUCGAUACAUGCAACAAUAUAUUAUAAUGUUAAUGUAUCUAUGCUUUAUUUUUGCAAUUUUAAAAGGGAUAUAUAUAAUUAUAUCAAUUUUAUUAUUUCGUAAAACAGUUGGCAAGGGAAAUUCAUCUGUGUAAACUUAACAUUAACAACACAUACACACACACACACACAAACACAAACACAAAAGGACAACAACGUUAUAAAUUACAAAACUACAAUAGAAUAACAUUGAUCUAAAUGACAUUGUUAAUAAAGGAUUGAAUUGUUAUGUCAAAUUUAUACAUGAACAGUUCUGAUUUCUACAUUUUGGAAAUAUUGAUCAUCAUUCAAUUUUGUUAUUUGUCAAUUGUUUUUUUCUUAAAAAUUGUUUUCUUUUGAAAAACUUCUUCAUACUAAUCACCAUAACAACAGAUUAGUUAAAAUAAUAUCAAUAUUAAAUUUAUUUGGUAUUGUUGUAUUA
Molecule: messenger RNA, 1233 nt
Organism: Schistosoma margrebowiei
Lineage: Eukaryota; Metazoa; Platyhelminthes; Trematoda; Strigeidida; Schistosomatidae
Source: the annotation of a GenBank genome assembly